AUGGACACUUCCAAAGACACGCCUUUCCCUCCAGCGGGCGAUCUCCCCCUUCAUCGCAACGCACCCCUUGCGCCCACACAAGAACUUGCCUAUCGGAAGAAAUGUAUACAACUCAAACGACGUCUUGCUGAGAUCGAGACCAACAACGAUGCUACCCGAAAGAGAAUCAUCCAGGAAACAGAACAUGUCCAGAAAAUGCGCCUGUUGCGUGCCAUCCUUCUCAACCAUCUGCAGGACAUUAUGUCUGCCCCAGCAAAGAAGCUGACUCCCGAACAACUUGACAAGAUUGGAGUCCUGGCGAACGGCAGCGGGAACCUGGCGGAGUUGGCUGGCAGUGGCGUGGCGCCCGAGUUACAACGCAGGCGACCUGAAGGGGAAGGAUUACUGGACGACAGCUCCGAAGCGAGCGAAGAAGAUGAACCCGAGCCCGUCGAGCGACCUGAGCGGCGGAGAAGGACAAACAACACUUACCGCGAAACCAUCAUGAACACCGUUCCAGCAGAGACAGUGCCGAAUAUGUAUCAACAAACCACACUACCCAAUCUUGCUCCCGCAAGCUCUUUCUCUCCGGUCCCUCCUCACGAUCCAGCAGCGCUCACCUCCUCUUUCCGGGUCAAGUCCACUACUCCAUCAGCACCUGCAAACCCCGGCACACAGCACCAAUUUCCGGACGCGACAUAUCCGCAAUCAUCUCCCAUGCCAGUCAACCAGCACCUGGGUGUGCCUUAUCAAUCGCCGAGUCAACCACGACCGCCGAGCAUAGCUUCUGCACAUGAUGGCGGCGCGAAUGGUCUCGCGCGCUCUCCCGGCGCACCCGUACGCCCAGAACGACCAGAGGCACCUUAUGUGCAAUUUACAAUGCACAUGAGACCACAAUUGGAAGCCGAUGACUACCCUCCCGAGCAGAUCCCUGCUCGUAUCCAGGCCGAGUGGGAUGGCCUUAGCGCAGAUAACAGGAAGCUAUGGGACGACAGAUAUGAAGACCAGAUGAAAGAAUAUACGGUCGCGAUGGAUGCUUGGAAGCGUGCUACCAGAAGAGAGCCAUCAGGCAGUGGAUUUUCUACCAUCAACUCCUAG
Messenger RNA from Fonsecaea multimorphosa CBS 102226, 1077 nucleotides. RefSeq lists its product as uncharacterized. NCBI's taxonomy places the organism in Eukaryota, Fungi, Ascomycota, Eurotiomycetes, Chaetothyriales, Herpotrichiellaceae. The record is from RefSeq and is a predicted model, not a curated record. The transcript is spliced from 2 exons. The coding region runs from base 1 to 1077 and encodes 358 amino acids.